ACCACGUCGCGCCACCACUGCAGUGCACUAGUCUCCAAUUAAUCGAGUAAACUUCCGUUCCUACUAGCCCACAACCCCAAAUAGCGAGCCCUGCACUAACACGCCAUACUCAUUACUCGCCACUACUUGCAUCGCAUGCCCGGCCUCUUUCUCCAUCGCUAAACCACCACAAAACAAUUCAACCAACAAAGCAAAAUCAUAUCAAUCACAAACACAUACACAUACAGUUAUAAGAUUAGAUCGAUAUACUCUUAGCAAGCUAGCUAGCAACUGUAGAUAGAUAUGGCGGAUCACCAGGAGAUGAUCCACCCAGCUGCUGCCGCCACGAACGCCACGGGUCAAGGACACGGCGGUGAUUGGUGGAGCUCGCCGGAUCAGCUGCCCGGGUUCAGCGCCAGCUGGUCUGCAGCGGCCAGCCAUGUCGAUGGCAACAACCGGUCGAGGUCCGGCAACGCGGCUUCCUCAGAAUCGCCCGGGUCGAACUCGCUCGCCACCGGCGGCAGCUCAAUAACCUUCCAACAAGAUCCCGCAGGCGUCGUCGCUGUGUCACAGCCGGUGCCUGGUCUCGCCGCCGGCUGGAGCCAACCUUACUACCUGGAUGGAUCUGGUUUCCAUGGGUACAUGAGCUCAAGAGGCGAUCCGGGUCACAUCAGAUUGACGAGCCCCUCAUCAAAUAACAACCUGAUGCUACAAGACCACCAUGAUCAGAACCAACAGUUCCUGUCCAACGUUGGACUGGAGCUGCUCUCGUCGCCGACCUCACCGUCCGGCGGUUUCCGGUACUCCUCGUUGCUGAGAAGCCUCACGGAGCCGUCAGCAGCGGCGAAGCCUUCGCCGGGCUUCCAGCAGUACCAGCAGCAGACGAUGAACCAAGCGCCUGGCAGCGUCAGGGAGGCUCUCCACUUCACCAAUAGCAUACCGUUUUGGAACCCUUCCACCGGGUUUGCUGCGGCGGAGGGGGCAGCAAGCUUCGGGACUUCCGGGCCACCGUCGGGGCAAUCUAGGCCGCCGGCGAGCCUUACAGCCAAGAGUGCAUUAGAAGGGGCCGGAGAUUCUAGCUCCAUCAUCGCGAAGAAGGCGAACACCGAUCCCACGCCGCUCAAGAAAGCGAGAACAGGGACACCAUCACCACUGCCUACCUUCAAGGUGAGGAAAGAGAAGCUAGGUGACAGAAUCACAGCACUUCAACAACUAGUCUCCCCUUUUGGAAAGACGGAUACGGCAUCGGUGCUCCACGAGACCAUCGAGUACAUCAAGUUCCUCCACGAACAAGUUGGUUUGAUGGAUGCCUUGUGUAUGCAGUCCCUCAGUGCUCCUUACCUAAAGAACAGGCAGCAAGUGCCCCAUUUGAAGGUAUCCAAGGACGGCGGCGAGGCAGCAGCGGCGAAGGGAGACCUCACCGGCCGAGGCCUGUGCCUGGUCCCGAUAUCGAGCACCUUCGCGGUGGCCAGCGAGACGCCGGUCGAUUUCUGGACACCAUUUGGUGGAGUCUUCGGCCGGUAGCAGACAUCAUCCAGGAGCUCCUACUGAUCAUAGAACUCAGAAGUGAUAUAUAGCUAGCAGUAUACUCCCUCCGCAUGUCAUUUAAAAAUAGGUCCAGAUAAAAUUUACAAACUUUGACCACUACAAAACAUAAACAUUUUAUGAUUUGUCAUAUAAAAAAUGGCAUAAUUAGAUUUGUCAGUAACUACAUUUUAAUAACUUUUAAUAUAUAUGUAGAAGAAAUAAAAGUCAAAGGCUUGUAUUGGAGAUCGUGUUAAUCUCCAAAGCUACAAGGAAAAAAGAAGAACGGAGGGAGUGUAUCCUAACUCACAACUACUAGCUGGUGAGCAUAUAUAGCACUCUAUAACUGAAUUAUGUUUGUAUAGGUGAAUCUUUGGAAUGAAUUCUUUAAGUUUUGGAUUCAUUCUUCAGGUUCGUAGGAGAAUAAGGUAUCAGGUAUAACUAACUUGCCAAGCGAACUGUAUCAUACGUUGCCUUGUUGUAAUAAUCAGGUGGUGCACAUAUUGUUGCAUAA
Messenger RNA from Phragmites australis (common reed), 2017 nucleotides. RefSeq names its product transcription factor bHLH112-like. The transcript has 7 exons. Gene Ontology annotation, molecular function: protein dimerization activity; DNA-binding transcription factor activity, RNA polymerase II-specific; RNA polymerase II cis-regulatory region sequence-specific DNA binding. Gene Ontology annotation, cellular component: nucleus. The record is from RefSeq and is a predicted model, not a curated record. NCBI's taxonomy places the organism in Eukaryota, Viridiplantae, Streptophyta, Magnoliopsida, Poales, Poaceae. Bases 283 to 1503 code for a protein of 406 amino acids. Gene Ontology annotation, biological process: regulation of transcription by RNA polymerase II.